AGCUCGCUUACACCGUCGAACUGCGUUGGCGAGAUCACCAGCUUUCCGAAUUGCGAUGCAGUCACGCGCAUAACCAAACAACAUUGCAAGUCAGAAUUUCGUCAAUGCGGAUUGACCACGACAUACGAUUCCAAAUUUGACUCAUUCCUUACCGAAUGGCAUGCAACCUGCGAUGAGUAUCUUUCUGCACCAAUCACUACUCCAUCAGUAGCUGAACCGACUGCUACAGCUCAACAAGACGUGUGUGUGUCUCUUGCAGAGAGCUGCGACCGUUGGAGUAGAGGUGCUUCGACAUGUAGAGUAUCAACAAGCAAUGGACCAGUAGUCACGAGCUGUUUGUGUUCGAAGAGCAUGUUGAGCCUGGCGAGCGCGUGUGAGAUUGAUGGCAGUCGACUUUGCCUGUUUUCCAGUGCUGAUGUUACGCAACUUUGGGAGUACCAAAAUUGU
Bipolaris victoriae FI3 is the source of this 447-nucleotide messenger RNA. RefSeq lists its product as hypothetical. The record is from RefSeq and is a predicted model, not a curated record. The transcript is spliced from 3 exons. Lineage: Eukaryota; Fungi; Ascomycota; Dothideomycetes; Pleosporales; Pleosporaceae. The annotation marks the transcript as partial.